AUUGUAAAGGUUGUUUGUUGGUUAUUCCUAAUAAGGAAAAAUUUGCUGGUAAUUCUGAAGAAAAAUUUGUGCCACUUGGAACCCUGGCUAAAAUUAAUUUGGAUAUUACCACGGAUGAUUUGGAACCAAUUCUCAACUCCUUCAAAGAAAUUCAAUUACGGGGAUUGGAAAGAAUAAGAAGGUCGUUAGAUGAAUUGACCGAGAAAUUUGUUCGUCACCUGCCGGACAUUCUGGAAAAAUCCAAAUUGAGUGCGGUUGACAAAUUGCCUUAUAUGACAAUGAUGAGGGGAAAUGUCAGCAAUAUAAUCGAUUUUAUUGCCCAAAAUAGCCGCGAAAUCGACCAAAAAAUUGAUGAGGACCUGGAAAAAGAAACCAAAGAGGAAAUUAAAAAACAGCAAGAAGAUGGAGAAAUGAAAAAAUAUUUGGAGCGUUUGGAGAAAGAAUCUUAUCCGGAUUAUGUGAAAAAAGUUGCUUAUGAAGAAAUUGAACGCUACGAAAUUCUGCAUCCUAGUUCGAGUGAGGCUGAAGGAGAGUCGGCCAGCAAAAAUCUACUGCUUUACGGUCCGCCAGGUGUGGGAAAAACUUCCAUUGCUAAAUCUAUAGCCGAUGCUUUGGGGAUACCAUUUCUGGUUUUUUCUGCCGCAGGAGUUAAUGAUGUUUCAAUAAUAAAAGGUCAUAUUCGCACCUAUGUAGGUGCUAUGCCGG
Racocetra persica is the source of this 705-nucleotide messenger RNA. The record is from the annotation of a GenBank genome assembly. Lineage: Eukaryota; Fungi; Glomeromycota; Glomeromycetes; Diversisporales; Gigasporaceae.